Messenger RNA from Lottia gigantea (owl limpet), 174 nucleotides. RefSeq lists its product as hypothetical. The record is from RefSeq and is a predicted model, not a curated record. The annotation marks the transcript as partial. Lineage: Eukaryota; Metazoa; Mollusca; Gastropoda; Lottiidae. The transcript has a single exon.
AGCGAUAUCCCAGCCUUGAUGUGCGAUAUCACUACCCUGGAUAGCGAUAUCCCAGCCUUGGUGUGUGAUAUCCCAGCCUUGGUGAACGGUAUCCCAAUCUUAGUGGGCGAUAUCCUAGUCUUAGUGAGCGAUAUCCCAACCUUGGUGAGCGAUACGAUAUCCCAGCUUUGGUGA